GUUGAACCACUAAUACAGAAGGGUCAUGAGAGUCUGGUACAUCACAUACUACUAUAUGAAUGUGAAAGAGAUGCAAAUGACAGUGUCCUUGAAUAUGGGCAUGAAUGCUAUCACCCCAACAUGCCUGAUGUAUUUCUUACAUGUGAGACAGUACUAUAUGCUUGGGCUAUUGGAGGAGAGGGAUUCACAUAUCCACCUAAUGUUGGCUUGUCAAUUGGGAUGCCUGAAGACCCAACAUAUGUCUUAAUGGAAAUCCACUAUGAUAAUCCAUCUCACCAAGAAGGUUUAAUUGAUAACUCCGGACUUAAACUGUAUUAUACUCCACAAACAAGAAAAUAUGAUGCUGGUGUUUUAGAGGCAGGCAUUUGGGUUAGCCUAUAUCACAUGAUCCCACCAGGUAUGCCUGCAUUCAGCUCCGAAGGACACUGCACUGUGGAAUGUUUGGAAGAGGCUCUGAACUAUGAAAAGCCAGAUGGCAUCCAUGUAUUUGCUGUUCUUCUACAUGCUCAUCAAGCCGGGCAAGUCCUCCGAACUCGUCACUUCAGGAAAGGAGUUGAGCAGAAGUUACUUGCUUAUGACAAUGAAUUUGAUUUCAAUUUUCAAGAGUUCCAAUAUCUGGAUGAAGAAAGGACUAUCUUACCUGGAGAUAACAUCAUUACGGAAUGCCAGUACAACACAAAGAGCCGAUCCACAAUGACAUGGGGUGGUCUAAGUACAAGAGAUGAGAUGUGCCUUUCCUAUUUAAUUUACUAUCCAAAGAUUAAUCUUGCCCGAUGUGAAAGCAUCCCUGAAAUAAAUGAGCAACUUCAGUUCAUUGGUGUGAAAGAAAUAUACAGGCCAGUUACGUCCUGGCCUUUAAUAAUUAAGAGCCCAAGACGAUACAAUAAUCUAACUUUUACAGAAGCUAUGAACACAUUUCAGUGGUCUAGGAAGAAGGGAAAUGCAUUCAAUGAACGAGUCAGAAAGAUGCCAAUAAAUGUGAGGUGUUCUAAACAUGAAAGUGGAGAAUGGUCGGUAAGUACACAAAGCUUUUAA
This is a messenger RNA of Staurois parvus, 1035 nucleotides long. NCBI's taxonomy places the organism in Eukaryota, Metazoa, Chordata, Amphibia, Anura, Ranidae. The record is from the annotation of a GenBank genome assembly.